AACCAAGCAGCCUAUAGGGCGAAAAGGGAGAUGCAUCUCUUUCAACUAGCUGAAUGGUCUCGCAUGAAAAAUCCGGAUUUGAUGGAUACGAUCAAGUAUCAGAUGGCUGGAACAAUAUAUCAAGUCCGUUUCCAUUGGGUACUGUCAAAUGCCAAAGACGUUCUGGAUAAAAAUGAAGCCAAUGACCCAAGCCGUAUUCCGAAGAAUUCGGAAGCCGGUGAAGCAUGGGCAUUAGUUGUUGAAAACAGUGCUCUUUUGUGCGAACUCGUUGUACGUUUCCCUGAAACUGUAAAUUCCCUGUUACUUCAACCAAAUAAUCACCAAAUAGUUGGAUGGGCAUUGGAUUUCCUCUUGGAAACCAAAUAUCCCAAUGACAAUGAUAAGAAGCUGAUCCAAUUUGCAAAAUAUGAGCUUCACUUGGCUCAACUGCCGGAGAGUUAUAGAAAUCCAUUCAGUGAAGAAAACCAAAGGGCUGUCAAGGAUAUCCUAGUAGAAUUGGAAAAGAAAAAGAAACGAAGUGAAGGCAGGCAACAGACUAGAAAACCUAAACUGUCACCUCGAGCAGACCUAUGA
Molecule: messenger RNA, 573 nt
Organism: Rodentolepis nana
Lineage: Eukaryota; Metazoa; Platyhelminthes; Cestoda; Cyclophyllidea; Hymenolepididae
Source: the annotation of a GenBank genome assembly